AGCGGGCCGGCAGGAGGGGAGUGAAUGGGUCCCGCACGCAAAGCAGAAAAGCGCUGAAACUGCGGAGGUUUACUUUGGUUCAGUUGCCUGCCGCCGACUGCGAGCGAGAGAGGAGGUGUGCGUUUGACAGCCAAAAGAACUGUGAAAUAUUUCACUUAGAGUUUGGUUUUGUAGUUAUUCGUGUUUGCUCUGUGGUGGCUUUUUCUUGUUGUGCUUCAGCUGAUGCUGAGAUGAAGCCCGUACCCUCAGCGCGCCUUACGCAUUAAGGUAUCCACACACCGGGACGCACGGCGCAUCUCCACUCAGUAACUCGGACAGAGGGAGAGAGGGGUCCGUUUGGAGUUCUACAGAUGGAUAUAUAUAACUCAAACUUUUUGAGAGUCAUGUCAGUAAUCAAUAACUCUAUUCAUCUUUUUGACCAACACUAAUGCUUGACGCUGCUCUCCUCCUGCGCGCACCGGAUGAAAAUCGAGCUUUUUGGUGUGUUUGUUGUUUUUUUGGUUUUCGGGGGGAAUGCUCUUUAUCACAGCACGGAUAACGGAUCCCUGACUCAGUCUGGCUUUCUUGGCACAUAUAAAGAGCCUCUCCAAGAUGUUACAGUCUCAGCGGCCCAGGCAUCAUUGGGCCACCGUACACUACCAUCACCACAUAUCACCACAUAGCUGGGGGUCCUGCUGUGUCUAGGAAUUAUCUACCCUCCACCUCCUGCCUCCGUCUGGGGGAAGAAAACGGAAUCUUAUCCAUAAGUGUUAGUGAACAUUGACAUUGGCUUUACGAGUCUCAUCUCUGGGCUACUAUGCAAUUACAACUGAUCUCCUUUGUUUUGAUCAUCUUGCACUGCAUGGAUUACACUGGUUGUCAGCAGCACAGCAGCUCCAGGCACCGGCAACAUAAACAGAUCUCUGGUGUGAGCUCAGGGUGCCAGCAGGGUGGCUGUCUGACCUGCUCUGACUACAAUGGCUGCCUGUCCUGCAAGCCGCGCUUCUUCAUGCAUUUGGAGAGGAUUGGGAUGAAGCAGAUCGGGGUGUGCAUGACUUCCUGUCCUCCAGGCUUUUACGGCACACGCUCCCCAGAAAGAAACACCUGCACAAAGUGCAGGUUGGAGUGCGACUCCUGCUUCAACAAGAACUUCUGCACGCGCUGCCGAGCAGGAUUCUACCUUCACCUGGGCAAGUGCCAGGAGAACUGCCCCGAGGGGCUGGUCCGCAGUGACACGCAGAGGGAGUGUGUUCCCAGGUGCCCUGCAGAGUGUGAGUCAUGUGUGAACAGUGAGACAUGUACACAGUGCCGGCCAGGCCUGUACCAGCUCAGUGGGAGGUGCCACCAUGUGUGUCCAGAGGACUACGAGCCCAAUGACAAACUCAUGGAGUGCACACCACAAGUGCACUGUGAAGUGGGCGAGUGGAGUGAGUGGAGCCCUUGUUCUCGGUCCGGUAGAACCUGUGGCUUCAAGCGGGGCCAGGAGACGCGCACACGGCAGGUCCUCCAGUACCCAUCACCCUUUGGUAAACCCUGCCCUGAGAUCUCAGAGAUCAAAGAGUGCCUGGUCAAGAGGAGGAAAUGUCCAGGAGCAGGUCCCAGAAGGAAGAAUGAGCGGAGAGAACGGAGGAAUCGCAACAACCGCAAAGAUAAGGAGAACCAAGAGGGGCGACGGGAGAGGAAGAGGGAAAGGGAGCGAGAGAGGGAGAGAGACCCAGGUGAACGUGAAGACUCUGAUAAUAGGAACAAAACAGAGCACAGGCACCGCAGAGGCCAUGACACAGAGCCAGUCUCCCCUGAAGAUGGCCUCAUACAGUAGUGCUCUGAUGCCUCCUCACCUUCCUCCUGUUAUCCUCCCAGGUUUCCUCCUCCAAAACUUUCCCCACCCUCACCCACUGUUCGCCCCCUCGCCCCCUCUCUGCAGGGGUGUUGCUGCUACCUGUAUGAUUUGAAAAUACUGUUUGUGCACAAAUGGGAUGGGGCACAUUCAGCCACAAGGCUUGGGCCACUCUGGACUUUAAAAAGUCUUUUUUUCUACCCUGUAGCCUCUACUCCUUCACUUCCACAACUAGAGAGUCUCUAUUAAAAGGUGCAGGAGACACUGCUGAGACUGCUGUUUGGACUGAAGAACAAAGUGAGCGCGUGGAGGACUGGCAGACGAACAGAGAGACAAAGACAUUACACUAUGUGCUUGUUGAUAUGGUUAUUUAAUGGGGCCCUGGUACAACAUUGCGCGUCUUGGUUUUUGAAUGUAGAUUUUGCAACAUUAUGUAGAACAAUUGUUUAUUAUUGUUGUUCCUGUUCUUUAGAUAUCUUUAUUUUAUUUGGUGCAGAAUUUGUAAAGAAAAAAUAAAAGUGAGUUUGCUCUUGCCAUCUUGUGAAAUCUUCAUAAUCACUACCAAUGACAGAUGUAGGAGAACCUGCAUGCUGUGAAUCAAAGGAGUAAGGUAAAAAAUCUUAAAACCAUUAACAUAUGUUCUGUAUGUGUUGGACAAAAGCUAGUUUUAUCCAGAUAAGUGAUAAAUCUAAUCUACCACUGGUUUUUCUUUUUGUGUAAAUGGAAUCUGUGCUCUCAGUAAAGCUCCUUGACUAGGAACCAAAAGCACCUGUAUGUCAAAUAAAACUAUAAUGGGUUUG
This is a messenger RNA of Seriola dumerili (greater amberjack), 2616 nucleotides long. RefSeq names its product R-spondin-3-like (gene rspo3). The record is from RefSeq and is a predicted model, not a curated record. Lineage: Eukaryota; Metazoa; Chordata; Actinopteri; Carangiformes; Carangidae. The coding region runs from base 797 to 1798 and encodes 333 amino acids. The transcript has 6 exons.